AAGUGCAGCGUAAACUAGUCGGCAGUUUUGGUUUAUUUUAUAUGAUCUUUCCUCUUACGUAACGCGUUGAGAAAAUUUUCGCAGAACCUGGAGAGAAGCCACAGGGCCGAGCAAGCAUGAAAGAUAUCAAUCGGGUUCUAGAUCUGGGCUCGUCAAAGCUCACAGUGCUGCUGAGCCUGUCCGGCUUCAUGAUUCUUGUCCUUCUCGUCAUCGAGGAUGUCGAUAUCCUUCACUGGAGAGCUUUAUGGGUGUGGAAAGCGAUGCCAUCAGAACAGACAAGAAUAAGUGCGGGCAGCAUUGAUCCAAGCUGUGUAAGCAGGAGCUCUCAACAUCUCUACAGGGCAAACAAGGUGGCUGACAUCUCUCCGACGCUGCUAGAGUCGUGGAAGAGAUACGGUGAGUUGCACAGGAAGUGUGCUCCCUCCAACUGGACGGAAGUCCUCCUCGAAGAAAGUUCCCAUGUCAACUCAUCUUGUAAGUUCAUGAUCUAUGUUGAGACUCACGAGGGGCUGGGAAACAGGAUCUUGUCGCUACUAUCAGCGCUGCUCUACUCUAUGAUCACAGAUCGGGUGUUGAUGAUAGAUUCCAGGAAGGAAGUUGGGAAAAUACUCUGUGAGCCUUUUCAAGGCUCUUCAUGGCUUCUUCCAGCUGACUUUCCAUAUGAGAUUGUAAAACAUGCUCCGGACUUGGGACAAGCCAUCGAUAAAAACUUUAGUGUUCCAAUCGUUCACUUGCAUCUUGCUCACGUCCAGAGAGAGACCGAUAAGCUCUUCUUUUGCAACGAGUUCCAGGAGCCACUGAGCCACGUGAGGACCCUCGCCUGGAGCAGCAACCAGUACUUCGUUUCCAGCUUCUUUAAGGUACCGUGGAUGUGGAGAAAGCUAGUUACCUUAUUUCCAGGCUCUCGGCUCGACAUAUUUGCUCAACUCUCCAGCCUCGCGAUCGCACCGGCGAACUCCAUAUGGUCCCUAGUCUCUCGCUUCUACAACAGCUACUUAUCCUGCUCCAAGUCUCGGGUUGGGGUCCAGAUACGAACACACAGCCGACCAGACCUGGCCAGUUUUGAUCCGCUGGUGAACCAGAUAGUUUCCAGGUGCCUCACAAGCCACCAUCUUCUGCCGAACUUAUCCUCAAGCUCUUCGCCAUCGCUGAUCGAGUUUGAGAAGCAGCAACAGCAGCAACACCAGGUUGACGUCUCCGUUUUCGUGGCUUCGCUCCAAGGGAAGUACUACGAGACACUCAGGGACGAGUUUCUACAAAACGGGACAGCAUCAGAGGAGCUCGUCAGCUUUCACUCCCUGUCCAGCGAAGGGGCCGAGUGGCACAAUCUUCACCAGGCCAGCCUCGCUCUGGCGGAGAUGUGGCUGCUGAGCUUCGCCCACCACUUGGCCACGAGCGAGUUCUCGACUUUUGGCUAUAUCUCUCGGGGGCUGGCAAGGACGAGGCCGUGGAUGUUGAAGAUCAGAGGGACGGAGCUCCAUCCCGAGGGGGACGUGUGUUACUUGAGCCAGUCCUCGGAGCCGUGCACGCAUUUUCCCCAGCAGCCAGAUUGCUCCAGCGCCAGAAACAUUUCCACGGAGCACCGGGAGUGGAUCAAGCGUCACCUCGGUGGCUGCCAGGAUCAGAAGGGAGGCUUGCAGCUACUCAACUUAUGAGGCCACCAACAAGUUUGCAGAAGAAAGAAAAGCCACGCGGAUUCCAAAGAUCUGGUAACUUAGUUUUCGAUAUAAAGAUUCUUCUACAUUCUUUGAGUCAA
This is a messenger RNA of Selaginella moellendorffii, 1756 nucleotides long. RefSeq names its product galactoside 2-alpha-L-fucosyltransferase-like. The coding region runs from base 117 to 1655 and encodes 512 amino acids. The record is from RefSeq and is a predicted model, not a curated record. NCBI's taxonomy places the organism in Eukaryota, Viridiplantae, Streptophyta, Lycopodiopsida, Selaginellales, Selaginellaceae. Gene Ontology annotation, biological process: cell wall biogenesis; xyloglucan biosynthetic process. Gene Ontology annotation, cellular component: Golgi apparatus; membrane. Gene Ontology annotation, molecular function: galactoside 2-alpha-L-fucosyltransferase activity. The transcript has 3 exons.